Molecule: messenger RNA, 2519 nt
Organism: Electrophorus electricus (electric eel)
Lineage: Eukaryota; Metazoa; Chordata; Actinopteri; Gymnotiformes; Gymnotidae
Gene: slc5a1
Product: solute carrier family 5 member 1
Biological process (GO): sodium ion transport; transmembrane transport
Cellular component (GO): plasma membrane
Molecular function (GO): D-glucose:sodium symporter activity
Source: RefSeq, a predicted model, not a curated record
CGGUUCAGAUCGGAGCGUCCCUGUUCGCCAGUAACAUCGGCAGCGGGCAUUUUGUGGGCCUGGCUGGAACCGGCGCUGCAGCAGGAAUCGCCAUCGGAGGGUUUGAAUGGAACGCUCUUUUUGUUGUGCUCCUUCUAGGAUGGCUCUUUGUUCCUAUCUACAUCAAGGCUGGGGUGGUCACCAUGCCAGAGUAUCUUAAGAAGCGUUUCGGAGGUCACCGCAUCCGGAUCUACCUCUCCGUGCUCUCUCUCUUCCUCUAUAUCUUCACCAAGAUCUCCGCUGACAUGUUCUCUGGAGCCAUCUUCAUUAACCAGGCCAUGAAAAUGAACAUCUAUUUGGCUGUUGUUAUGCUGCUGGCGAUCACAGCUCUGUACACAGUGACAGGGGGCCUCGCUGCAGUUAUCUACACAGACACGCUACAGACCAUUAUCAUGGUGGUGGGAUCCUUCAUUCUUAUGGGUUUUGCUUUCAAUGAGGUAGGAGGUUAUGAGAACUUCCAGGAGCUCUAUAUGAACGCCAUACCAUCGCGGGUGGGCAUGAACAUCAGUGCAGAGUGCUACACGCCCCGGCCAGACUCAUUCCACAUCUUCAGGGACCCAAUAACCGGCGACAUGCCGUGGCCCGGCCUCAUCUUCGGACUCACCAUCCAGGCGGCCUGGUACUGGUGCACAGACCAGGUGAUCGUCCAGCGCUGCUUGUCUGCUAAGAACAUGUCCCACGUGAAGGCUGGUUGCAUCCUGUGUGGCUACCUCAAACUGUUACCCAUGUUCCUUAUGGUGAUGCCUGGCAUGAUUAGCAGGAUUCUUUAUCCAGAUGAGGUGGCAUGUGUGAUCCCGGAGGAAUGUAAGGAGUUCUGUGGAACUGAGGUGGGCUGUACCAACAUCGCCUACCCCAAACUGGUGGUGGACCUGAUGCCCAACGGUCUCAGGGGCCUGAUGCUCUCAGUCAUGCUGGCCUCCCUGAUGAGUUCCCUAACGUCCAUCUUUAACAGCUCCAGCACCCUCUUCACCAUGGACAUUUACGCCAAGUUCCGACGCAGAGCCUCCGAGAAGGAGCUCAUGAUUGCUGGAAGGCUGUUUAUCUUGGUUCUGAUCGGCAUCAGCAUAGCCUGGAUCCCCAUUAUCCAGACAGCCCAGAGCGGUCAGCUCUUUGACUACAUUCAGUCGAUCACCAGCUACUUGGCUCCGCCUAUCGCUGCUGUCUUCACACUCGGAAUCUUCUGUAAGAGAGUCAAUGAGCCGGGGGCAUUCUACGGCAUGGUGAUUGGGCUGCUUAUCGGCUUGUCCCGCAUGAUAGCUGAGUUUGCGUAUGGUACAGGAAGCUGUGCGAAUCCUAGUGACUGUCCCACCAUCAUUUGCGGGGUGCACUACCUUUAUUUCGGCCUCAUCCUGUUUGCCAUCUCCUGUCUGCUGGUGUUGGGGAUCUCCCUAAUGACCAAACCCAUUGAUGACAAGCAUCUUCACAGGCUGUGCUGGAGUUUGAGGAAUAGUAAGGAGGAGCGAAUCGAUAUAGAGGCAGAUGACUGGAUUGAGGAAGAGAAAUCUAGUUCUAUGAAUGUGGACGAGCCUGAGUUAGAGCCCAGCUGCUGGAAGAACGCCUAUAACUGGUUCUGUGGAUUUGAGCAGAAGAAAGCUCCGCAGCUCUCCGCAGAGGAGGAGGCCGAGCUGAAGAGGAAGCUGACGGACACAUGGGAGAAGCCCCUGUGGAGGAAUGUGGUGAAUGCCAACGCUAUCAUCCUUCUCACUGUUUGUGUCUUCUUCCACGGCUUCUUUGGCUAACCAGCUGCCAUUGAUCCACUGAUCUUUAGAUGAAUGUAGGAAUAUAUUUUAAGUUAAUAUUAUUCAUUGGCCCAUAUGAAGGAGGACUGCAUGCCAGGCGUACAGUGCAGAGAGGGUAACUAAGGGCUGUGUGUGUAGUAUUUUAAAUUGGCAUGUUUACACAGAGUCAGAUCAGGGUUUGUCAUCAUCUUCUAACAUCUGUUGUUCACUUCCAGUAGUUUUUCCCAUUAAGCAUACUUUGAUUUUCAUUUACUUGAACCAGUUAUUAAUCUGAAAGUAUUUUAUUCAGCUUUUGCUGUUUUAUUUUUUUUUCUUUUUACCGUUAUUAUUUUAAUCAUAAAUGUUUUAAAAAAAAACACAAGCGAAACUGUUUGCUUCAUCUGUAUCCUUGUAACAUUAAAAAAAAGGUGUUUGGGUAAUUCUGGCCAUGGUGCAUAGCCACGGUGCUAAUCUCGCCUUCCUCCCGUUCCCUGUGCGAUUGCUGACUGACCUCAUCCGAGAUCCUACCAAAGUAUUGUGUUUGAACACUUCACUUCUGUCAUCUACCAAGUCCUGAACAGCAGUGGUUUCUUUUUUAGACCUUGAUAAAAUCAGCAAUCCUUAUACUUUUCUUUUGAACUUAAAAAUAAUUAAUACUUCCAUCAGAGUCUAUAUCAUAUGAGUAAAGGUUGUAUUUAUGAAUUACAACCUCUUUUUGAUUAUAUACAUUUUACACUCAUUUGUGAAUGAGUAUAAUAUAUA